Molecule: messenger RNA, 2513 nt
Organism: Amphimedon queenslandica
Lineage: Eukaryota; Metazoa; Porifera; Demospongiae; Haplosclerida; Niphatidae
Exons: 6
Coding region: 45-2513 (822 amino acids)
Biological process (GO): necroptotic signaling pathway; protein phosphorylation
Molecular function (GO): ATP binding; protein kinase activity; protein binding
Source: RefSeq, a predicted model, not a curated record
GAUGUUGCUAAGUGACUUCCAACUUCUUGGGACCAACUACUCACAUGAAUACUCUUGAUAUUAAGCGGCGGAGAGGCGCAGGCUAUGGUGUAAGCGAGGAGAAGCUAUCUCAUCAACUGAAUGGAAGAGCCACACACUGUGCUGUAUCAGUAGGUGAUUCACUGUAUGUGUGGGGUGGUGAUCAGGUUGAUUUACCUAAAGUACAUGAUAGUGAAGAAAAGACAAGGAUCACUAGUCAUGUACAGCACUUUACCCAUUCAAAUGGCCAAUGGGUCACUAGAGAUACUACUGGUAGUCCUCCAUUAGGAAUCAUUGCAUAUUGCUGUACUGCAAUAAAUGAUCAAUUGUAUUAUUUUGGGGGAUAUUGUAGCCAUGACAUCUGUUGUCAUAACAAUCUUACACAACUGGAUACCGUUAGUUUUCAAUGGACAGAAUUAGAACCAACUGAUGCAAAUAGACCAGUUAUGAGGAGAGGUGAUGGUGGAAUGAUAUCAUUUGAACAUGAUGGAGUACACCAUUUACUAAUGAUAGGAGGACUAGGAUGUAAACCAGCUGUACAACUACCUCAUUAUAAAUAUAUUAAGUUCGCUGGUGGAAGAUGGCAUACUAAUGAGCACUCAAUAUAUAAUAUAUCAUCAAGAGAAUGGACUAAUCCUUCAAUCAUUGGUCAGUGUAUACCACCUGCUUAUGCCUUCAUCAUUGAAAAGAUCAACAACACUAGAGCUGUUCUGUUUGGUGGAAUGGAGACUGAAGAUGAUACUGCUCUGUUUGGUGGGCUAGAAACUGAUGAUGAUCGAACCCUUGCUCGAAACAAUAUUUAUAUAUUAGAGAUAUCAAUCAGCACUGUGUUCUGGCAGUGUAUAAAGAGACCUAAAGCAAUAGAUCAAUGGCCAGUGGGUAGAUAUUAUCAUGCAGGUGCUAUUAUUAUGAUUGGAUUAGACUGUCCUAUGCUAGUGAUAAGUGGUGGGUGGGAUAAGAAUAAUGACACAUUAGAUGAUUGUUGGAUCUUUAAUGUCACUCAACAUGUUUGGAUAAAGUUAGAUGCGCCUCACUCUGUUAGUAAGAGAUGGGCUCAUUCUCUCUCAGUGUUCAAUGUGAGUCCUCAUUGUGUCUGGAUAAUAACUGUUGGAGGAUUUCUUGAUAAGAUUUGCACACUAGUCACUAAUCCUAACAUUGCAAUGUUAACUGAACUAGUUCUCAACAGUGAUAGUGAGUGGACAGUAGGUGAUACAUUUGAUACCAGUGGCAUGACUAGCGAGUACUACAAGAAGAGGUAUCAGCAGCAACUACAGUUAGGAAGAAGAAUAUGGUUGGAGGAGUAUCAGAAACUAAAAAAAGGAGAUACAACUGAUACUGAGCAAACCAUACAAGCUCUUAUGAUGUGUCUUGAAGAGAAGGAGAGAGAAGUAAAAGAAAAAGAAAAAGAAUUACAAGAAAAGGAGAAUGAAAAGGAGAGAGACGUAAAACUAUUUCAUUGGCAAAUGGAGCAGAAGGAAGCAGAGAAAGAUCAAGAAAUAAGAAGAUAUUGUCAGCAGCUACAAGAGAAGGAUAGAGAGGAGGCAGAGAGAGAGGAGAGACAUCAAAACCAGUUACAAGAGAAAGAUAGGGAGCUACAGGAGAAAGAUAGGGAGCAUCAGGUGGCACUGCAGGAGAAGAAUAGGGAGCUACAGGAGAAGGAUGAAAAGCUACAUCAGUCUCAAGAGGCAGUUCGUAGGUACCAGCAACAAACACUUACUGAUGAUCACUGGGUUAUUAAUAAAGAUGAGGUGACUUUGACAAAGGAGGAGUUAGGGAGAGGAUCUUAUGCUGUCGUUACAGUCGGUAUCUUUAGAGGUUUAACAGUAGCUGUCAAAUCACUUCAUAAUAUCAUCAUCUCUGAUUAUAAUCUAGGUAUCUUCUCCAGGGAAAUGAGUGUAGCAUCACGAGUACGUCAUCCUAACCUGGUCCAGUUUAUUGGUGCAACUAAAGUAGGUAAUCCUCUCAUCUUGACCGAGCUGAUGAGCACUAGUCUUAAUCAGGAGCUUCACAGAAACCGAUUAACCAAUCAACAGAUUCUGAGUAUUGCUCAAGAUGUAGCUUUAGGCCUCAACUACCUUCACCUGUUUAAGCCUCAGCCUAUUAUUCACAGAGAUGUGAGCAGUCCUAAUGUAUUAUUAAAGCCUUGCACUGGACCUGCUGGUUAUGAAGCUAAAGUAGCAGAUUAUGGUACAGCUAAAGUAGUGCAAGAAGGUAGUAGUGGUACUGCUUUUCCAGGCAAUGUUGCAUAUGCUGCACCAGAAGCUUGUGAUCCUAAUCAAAACAGUCCAGCAAUGGAUGUCUACAGUUACUCUGUUCUCCUUAUGGAAAUGAAUUUACAUUCUAAACCGGAAAUGACAAUUAAAGAAAGGGCACGACAAUCUGGUAGUGUCUCCUGGUCUGAUAUGAAGUCUCUCAUACAAAGAGGACUUAAAAUUGAUCCUAGAGCUCGUCCUACUAUGGCUCAAGUAGUAGAGUCAUUGAAAAGGAUAAACUAA